Messenger RNA from Mus musculus (house mouse), 6481 nucleotides. It is a transcript of the gene Ankrd69, whose product is annotated as POTE ankyrin domain family, member G. Bases 149 to 6202 code for a protein of 2017 amino acids. Lineage: Eukaryota; Metazoa; Chordata; Mammalia; Rodentia; Muridae. The transcript has 68 exons. The record is from RefSeq and is marked validated.
ACCAACUGUAUAAGGCCCUGGUUGGCAGAGGUUUAAGCCCUGAGGUCCUCUGUGCAAAUGUGGCUGGUGAGGCUCUCGUUUUACUAAGACCUAAAAUUGGGCUCCAGGACCAGAAAAGAUGAGAGGUUUGGAAGGGACCUGAGGCCAAAUGUCCUUUUCCAUGAAGAAGAUCUUUGGGGCUAAGGAAAAGACACCCUUGGGUUUCUGUGAUGCCCCACAAAUGACUGUCUCUGAGUUUUUCUUCGGUGAAAAUCCAAACUAUCCGAAAUACCAUACAACAUACAGACCGUUGGGGCAUAUUCACAGGGUUGCUGCUGAGGGUGAUGCAGCCCGGAUGGAGAUUCUCCUCACGCUUGGACAAUGCAACGUGUACCACAGAGACCGCAAGGACAGGACAGCUUUGCACUUUGCCUGUGUCUAUGGCCGGCUACCAGUAGUGACCAUUCUAGUGAAGAAUAAUUGUGAGAUCGAUGCCUUGGACAAGAACCAUACCACACCUCUGAUGAAGUCUGUCCAAUGCUGGAAGCAGAAAUGUGCGACCGUGCUGCUGGAGCACGGCGCUGAUCCGAACAUUAGAGACAGCAGUGGCAACAGUGCCUUGCACUACGCUGUGUACAACGGGCAUCAGGAGAUGGCCUCCCUACUGCUUCAGUACAACGCUGAUAUCGAACAAAAAACCAAGGAUGGCUUCACACCACUGUUGCUGGCACUCCGAGAAAAGCGGGUGGAGGUGGCAGAGUUUUUAGUAAGAAUGGGAGCAGACAUACACGUGGUAGAUGAGCUGCAAAGAAACACCUUGAUAUACGCUAUAAGAUGUGGAUCAAAAGAUCUGUCUGUAUUACUCCUUGAGAAAGGUAUUGACUUCUUCUAUAAGGAUGUCUUCGGAUGGACAGCAUUACGCUACGCUAUUGAAGGCCACUGUACUUUUAGACAGACACUUCUGGAUUUUGAAGAAAGUCUACAUAGUAACAAAAAAGAUAAGGAACCAGAACUACAAGUGGAGCCCAGUACCUCCUGCAUUUUAGCAAAACAAAUAGAUGCUGGAAAUGACUCACUAGCAAGGAUCUCCAGCUGUCCUAGCCCUGAGACUCCUGUGCUUACAAUGAAGGAAGACGAGAACAGUGAUGCCAGGAGUAACUCGGAGAGCAAGCCUCCUAACUGUGCUGGCAAUUCACCGGCGGCUAUAGACAAAGCAUUUGGAAAUAGAGGAAAAAGAACUGUGGAAGCAUGGGUUGAGAAAGAUCCAUCUUCAGAGUCUGCUGCCGAAGUCAGAGACUCUGUUACAAAUGAAGCAGUGGAAAGGAUCAAGCUGUUGCCUUCAGAAACAGAGUUAGAAUUGAUGUCAGUAGAAGAAGAUGUGUCUCAUGAAAGUGAAAAUGACCACCCUUUGAGAGAAUCGGAGCAUCUUCCAAAGAUCAAGGUUGGCCAUUCAUCUCGUUCAGGAUAUCAAAUGGGAAAAAUGAAUAUAAAUCGACAAAUGAAAGAGUCUGACGAGGAAUAUGCUCAACUGAUGACUCCUAUUGAAAUGAAAGACCCUGUUUCCAAAGAACCAUGGACAACAAAGGAUGCACCCACCUUCAAAUCAGAGCCAGACUUAGAAGUGACACUAAAAGAAGAUCACAAUAGAUUUGACGACAGCAGAAAUAUUCAGUCAUUGAGAAUCCGAGAGGGUCCUCCAAAUACAUCUGGUAACGUAUCUGUGGCAGCAGAUCCAAGAAGAGAAAGGACAAACAGACAAGCAGCAGAAUCUGCAAAGGAAUAUCCACCCUUGAUGACUACCAACGAAAUGAAGGAUCCGGAUAAAGUGGUCACCAUGAAGGAAGUAGGGAUAGUCCAGUUGGAAGGGCCAGCUGUAAAAUUGACAUCAGAGGAAGAGCCAAAUCGUCAAGAUGGCUUUGAAAGGAAUCCACCAUCGAAUAUUUGUAAGCAAAUUCCAGCACAGGAUGUUGGCUAUUUAUCAAUAGCUAAACAUCAAAGGGGAGAAAAAAUGGUGACACCUCGGGAAAAAGAGUUUUCGAAGGAAUGCCCUCAAUCAAAGCCUACCAUUGUAGAGGAAGAGUCUGUUUCAAAGGAGGCCUGGGAUAUGACUACGGUGAAAUCAUUUUUAGAAGAUACUUCUAACGACUAUCCUCUAUCAAAGCCUACAGUUGAGAAAAAUGACUAUGUUCCAAAUGAAGUCUCUGAUAUAAAGCAUGGGAAAUGGUUCCAAGAAAACUGUCCUAAGGAAUAUGUUCAAUUGAAGCUUCCCAUUGAAGAGAGAGAUUCUUUUCCAAGAGAAGCACCACCAGUUAAUCAGGCAAAAUUACACCGUGCAGAUGAGCCUACAUCUGUAAAGAAUCCUAGCAGAAUUACAAGAUGUGUAAGACAAAAUGCAGCAGCAUCUGUAAAAGUGACGUCAGUGGAAGAUCAAAAAUGCCCCGAUGACCAUGAGAAGAAUCAGAGAAUGGCUGCGUUCAAACGACCUCAAACAAAGGACACUGAAUAUUUAUCCAUGGCUAAUUAUGAAAGUAGAGAAAAUUUUGCCGAAGACCAAGAGGAAGAUCCCCCAGAACAACAACCUCAGUGGAAGCCUGUACAGCCUACACUUGAAGAUUCUUCCCCAAGCAAGGCAUCAGCAGCGAAGCCUGUGGAACCCUUCCUCACAGCGGAACCGAUUACAAACAUAUCAGAAGGAAAACAAGAAUGGUGUGAUAGCAGAAAUACGCAAAGACAGGGCAUUGGCAAUUUAUUUUUGGCUGAAGAUCAAAGGUAUGACAGCAGCAUCCAGGAUGAGGAGGAAGACUUUCCUGAAGAAUAUGUUCAAUUGAAGCCUUUGGAUAAAGAGAAAACUCCUUUUCCAUGUGAAGCACCAGCAAAGAAAGAAGUAAAAACCUUCGGCACAGAACUAGAUAAAAAUUUGUCAUCAGAGGAAGAGCAAGGAUGGCUUGAUGACCGUGAAGAGGAACAUCCAAAGGAGCCUCCGCCAAAGGACAUUGUGCAUUUAUCCAUGUCUAAAGAUGAGGGAGGAGUCAAUGUCGUAGGUGUCAUAAGCAGCCAAGAGAAAGACUUUCCCGCUGAAUGUCCUGAAUUCAAGGUUUCCAUAGAGAAGCAAGAUUUUGUGCCAACUGAAGACUCAAUAUUGGAUCAGGAAAAAUCAUUCUUGGCAGGACCCAAAACUGAACAGCUGAGGUGGGAGGAGGAGCAGACAGGAUGGCGUGUCAGUGACAAGAAGCAGAGGAAGCAGGCUAUAUUUGAGAGACUUCAACUGAGACGGAAUACUCGAGUGUCAAUAGAUCCCCCUAAAAGUGUAAGAAGUACAAGAGCUGCUGAAGACAGAGGAGCCACAACAGUACAACCAAGGCCAGAGGAGGACCAGACAGGAUGGCAUGCCAUUGACAGGAAGCAGCAAAAGCCCGUCUUUGUGCGAGUACAACCAAGAUGCAAUGCUCGAACGUCUAUGGGGCCUGAAGAAAGUGGAGGAGAUACAGGAGCUGCUCAAGAGAAAGGAGCCACAACAGUACAGCUAAGGCCACAGGAGGACCAGACUGGAUGGCAUGCCAUUGACAAGAAGCAAAAGCCCAUCACUGAGCGAUUUCAACCAAGGUGGAAUGCUCGAGUGUCUUUGAAUCCUGAAGAGAGUGGAGAAAACAUGGGAGUCGCUGAAGAGAAGGGGUCCACGGCGGUACAACCAAGGCCAGAGGAGGACCAGAUGCGAUGGGGUGGCAGUGAGAAGAUGCAGUGGAAGCCCGUCCUUGAGCGGUUUCAACUGAAGUGGAGUGCCCGAGUGUCUGUGGGUCCUGAAAAAAGCAGAAGACACAGAGGAGCUGGUAAAGACAAAGUAGAACCCACUGUACGAGUUUCAUCAGAACAACAUUCAAGAUGUCACAGCAGUGUGAAGAAGCCACGGUUGCAUAUCCUGGAGCGACUUCAGCGAAAGUGGAGUGUUCGUGUAUGUAUGGAGACAAAUCAAAGAGGAGGCAAGACAAAAGCGGCUCAGAUGACAUACUCUUCUGAUGAAUAUCCUGAAUUGAAGACUGUCAUUGAGAAGCAAGAUUCUGUACCAGUUGAAGACCCAGAAAUGAAUCAUGAGAUGUCAUCCGCGGCAGAAACCGACUUACAAAUGAAAUCAAAGGAAAUGAAACAAACUCAGGCCUAUGAAAAUAUUCAGUCAGUUGAUAUUGAUCAGGUGUCCAUGACUGUGGGUCAAAGAAGCAAAAAUAUUGUAAGUGGAGAAGAGGAAGCAGAGUCAGACUUAAACAAUGCAUCAGGGGAUGAGCUAAACAGGUGUUACAGCAGCGAGAGCAAUCAGUCAUUGGUUGAGGAAAAAAUGCAGAAGCCUGGAAGCAAUGGAACAGACAGAGAUGAAUACCCCUCUGAUGCUACUGUGAGUGCUGCUGGGGUUGCUGGUGCUGCUGCUGGUGCUUCUGUUGGUGCCGCUGCUGGUGGUGGUGCUGCUGCUGCUGCUGAUGGCUCUGCUGUUGUUAUUGGUGGUGGUGCUGCUUCUGGUGCUUCUGGUGGUGCCCCUGCUGGUGUUGUUGUUGGUGCUGGUGGUGUUGCUGCUGCUGCUGGUGGUAGUGGUACUGAUGGUGGUGGUGGUGCUGGUGGUAAUUUUGUUACUGCUGGUGCUAAUGCUGAUGAUGGUGGUGCUCCUGCUGCUGCUCCUGCUGUUGCUCCUGCUGCUGCUCCUGCUGUUGCUCCUGCUGCUGCUCCUGCUGUUGCUCCUGCUGCUGCUCCUGCUGCUGCUCCUGCUGCUGCUCCUACUGCUGCUUCUCCUGCUGCUGCUCCUACUGUUGCUUCUGCUGCUGCUGCAUCUGCUGUUGCUUCUGCAAUGGAAGAACUGGUUCUACAGAGAAGAUCUGGUGAAAUUAAUAACCAGAGAUUUCUUACAAAGGAGAGUGUAAGGCAUGAUCGGCCCCGAAAGAAAACAUCUAAGGAAAAACAUAAGAUAACAAAACAAGUCAGAGCUAUGGUUGAUGUAACUCAGUUAUCUGAAGCAGUCUCAGAGGAUGAUUCUGGAAGGCCAUUUAAAAAACAGGGUUCACUUAACUCAGAUAAUGCAUCAAUAGAUCUUAAAAAAGUUAAUGAACUACCUGGAAAAAGAAAUAAAAAAAUAGACACUGAAAAGAAUGACCCAAAGAAGGAAAUAUCAGAAACAAGGGAGGAGAAAUCAAAGUUAGAGGAUGAAGUGGUACAGGGGGAUGAAGAAUUCUGGAAGCUGAGGUUCACUCUAAGAAAAGAACUCGAGGAGACAAAGAAUAUCCAUUGCAUCUAUGAAAUCAUGAAGAAACAUUUAAAUGAAAAAGAAGAGCAACAGAAGGAGAGAGCUACGGCAGCUCAGCUCGCGAUGCGUCUGAGGACACGAGACUGGGAACUGAGGAUUAUGAGGGACACCCUGAAGGAGUUGCAAGAAGCACAGGAUCAACACAUAGACGCUAUAAAACUUGCCCAGAAGAUGAAAGAUGACUUACAAAGGGUUGAACAUGAAAAUUCUGAGUUAAAAGUUAAAGUUAAAGAGCAAGCUAAGAAAAUCGAAAAGCUUAGCAGAUGUCUGCAAAACUCACGUGAAAGACUGGAACAAAGUUCAAAGCUGACACAGUCAGGAGUUCGAGAAACUUUGGAGGUAUUAUGUAAGAACAACAUGUCCCCAAUGAAUCAGAUAGGAGUCGGAAUCCACAGUCUGCGGUCUGAACCCGCCCAAAGGAAAACUGUGCAAGACCCAAAUACAAGCAGCCUGAAAAGUUAUGAGCAGCAGUGCAUAGACGAAUUAAGGAUUAGCAAUGCAUUGCUAUAUGAACGAUACAAUCUCUACAGGAAUAAGAGGCUAGAGGAAUCCCGCACCAAAGUUCACAUCACGGUGGAGCAGGACACAUCUCCUCUGAGCACAUCAGAAACAAGGUUUGAUCUUGAAAGCCCUUGUGUGGCAUGUUCUUGCCCUCACCAGUAUGUCUUCCCACGCGAGGCUGGGGUUCUCCCAGGAAACCCAAGGUCUUCCAACUACAGCUCGCAAAGAUGCCACAGGACGAUGGAAGAUGAAGAAAAAUCAGUCAAAGAACUUACAGAAUUAAAACAGACUUUAGAAUAUAAGUUGUAUCACCAGAAGAAGAAAAAUGGUGAAAUAGAAAAGGAGAUUAUUGGAAUUAAGAAAUGUUUGAAAAUGACAAAAACUGGGCACAAAAUUGGAGAAUGUAGUUCUCAUGGGCAUUCAAGAACAGUGCAGUUUUGAGACAUUAAGAAUGUGGCUAGACUUUGUCACAUGACUUGAUGGGCAGAUACAACAUGUCUCUCCCAUGGAUGCAGGACUCAAUGUGGCAGUCUUGAUAUGUCCCAGUGAUAUCUCUUAGGACCACAGCAUCUACACUGAACAUCCAGCUAUCUUUUCUCACCAUAGCCUUGGAAAUUUGGCUUCAGCCGAAGCAACAGCCCCUGAUCCAGGUGCCACCUACCAGCAAAGAUGACAAAGCAUUGCCCAUAAUAAUUUUUUUAAUUAAAAAGUAUAUUAUCA